Molecule: messenger RNA, 2148 nt
Organism: Sycon ciliatum
Lineage: Eukaryota; Metazoa; Porifera; Calcarea; Leucosolenida; Sycettidae
Exons: 20
Coding region: 329-1834 (501 amino acids)
Cellular component (GO): membrane
Molecular function (GO): beta-glucuronidase activity
Source: RefSeq, a predicted model, not a curated record
GAAUCAGUGCAGUGUCGCGGGUUAGCGGUUCCCAUGCAUGGUCCAGCAAGGUCCGAAUCACGUGAUGUACAACAGUACUGUUACGACUCCGAGGCGAGUCAUAGUCAUACUCGGCAGAACCUACUUCGAAGUACACGACGCCGGAUAUGUUCUUUUCAGAGAGUCCUGAAAUAAUUGUUUCCUUUGAUAGCUGGUCGUCUCUUUCCAGCUGUUGGCUCUUCGAAAAAGGACAAGACACUACUUCUAAACUUCAGGACUCCCGGUGCUCCUAACAUCAAGUAGCGUUCUGUUCUGCAGUGCAAAUCAGCCACUAUACUAACGAAGAGCGAUGGAUCAUUGGAUGCUGAAUGAGAUGAUCCAUUUGUUGGUGGUCACGACGUUCUGCUUGUGCGAAUGCGGGGUCCUAGCGCAGCCACCACCGCCAGCCCAGACGGUCACCGUGUCGGUCAAUGGAUCGGCUGUGCUGGCAACGACUGGUGCUGGUCUCUUCAGCGGCAACUUCGACUGGCAUUUAAACAACGAAGAACCUCCAGCCUGGGACAACUGCAGCAUAAACAUAAUGAAAAUCAACGACACCAAAACUAUCUAUCUCGCCAGUCAGCUUUCACCAGGACACUUGCGAAUUGGUGGCUCAGAAGGCGAUGUGAUGAUCUAUGACAUCGGCGAGCACUUGCCGUGCAAACCAGGUUUCUGUCUAUCCAUGGAUCGAUGGCAACAAAUCGUAGCUUUCAGCCAGGAGACAGACUUGAAGCUGGUGUUUGGUUUGAACUGUAUGUAUGGACGUGCAAACAAGAGCGCACAGUGGGACAAGAGAAACAGCGAUGCAUUUCUUCAGUACACUGCGCAGCACAAACUGCCUGUGUAUGGCUUUGAGGUUUGCAAUGAGAAGCAGGGUCAGGUUCAUGCUGAUGUGAUGGCAGAUUCUUACCAAGAUGUUCAUGAGAUGCUUGUGAAAUACUGGCCGGACGUAGCGACAAGACCAAAGCUCAUCGGACCAGAUGAGAAUCCCAAUGCUGGAUUUCUGGAGGAGUUUCUCCCGCUAGUGGCAGAUGUGAUCGAUGCUGUUACAGUCCAUAUCUACACAGGCUAUGGUCUAGAUCACAACCUACCUGCACAGAUCACAACUGGCCAGUACUUGGACAAGUAUCAGAGCACAUUGGCUCCACUGGCAAAGGUGAUCAAUGACAAGGCACCGAAAGCUGAGAUAUGGAUUGGUGAAACAGCAGCAGCUUGGCAUAGCGGUCAGAUGAAUACCACCAACACAUUUCUAUCAGGAUUCUGGUACCUUGAUGCACUUGGCACUGCGGCAAAUAACAACGUCCAAGCAUUUUGCAGGCAAACUCUGAUUGGAGGCUACUAUGAGCUGCUGAAUAGGACAACUCGUGACCCCAAUCCCGAUUUCUACACUGGGUUGUUGUGGAACAAGCUAAUGGGAACAAAGAUGCUUCACGUCACAUCCACUGUGAGCAGAUCCUCACUGAGAUUGUAUGCAGCAUGUUCUGCGGCAUCUUUCCAGGCUAAAACACCAGGUUCAGUGACUGUGGCCUUUAUCAACAUUGCAGACACUGCAUUUUCAGCCAGUCCUGCAUCACUGGUUCACCGCAUAGACGGAAAAGAAAAUCUUGGUACUAUUGAGUAUCACUUGAUACCUGGCGAUGGGCAGAUGACUCUUCGCACAACCCAAAUGAUGCUGAAUGACAAGCUGUUGGAAUUGGAUGAGAACAAUAAGCUACCCGCCAUGGAUGGUCUUGUGAGGUCGGGACCUGUACUGAUCGCUCCGAAAUCAUACGGUUUUGUUGUUGUUCCCGAUGCCAAUGCAGAUGUCUGCACGUGAUGUCUGCAUGUGAUAUCUGCAAGUGAUAUAUGCAUGUGAUAUUUGCAAGUGAUGUCUGCAUGUGAUAUCUGCAUGUGAUAUCUGCAUGUGAUAUCUGCAUGUGAUAUUUGCAAGUGCAUGUGAUUGAAAUCUUUACUUAUCUCUUCCUGCACAAAACCGGCGAUAUAUUUAUUGCUGAGAAAAUAAUUUCUUUUUCACUGAAAUUGUCUCUUCAUUGUACGGCAUCAUCUAGCACAAAUUUCUUUCAUAAUAUUUACCGGUUACACUGUAUUCAAAUUUGCAGAAUUCUAAAGAAUAAAGGAGAAAAUCUAUAA